This is a messenger RNA of Ilex paraguariensis (yerba mate), 606 nucleotides long. NCBI's taxonomy places the organism in Eukaryota, Viridiplantae, Streptophyta, Magnoliopsida, Aquifoliales, Aquifoliaceae. The record is from the annotation of a GenBank genome assembly.
AUGUCCAGCAAAGAAGGAGUUGUGCUGCAAAAGGAUGUUCCAUGGAGGGCAUCCCCUUCUGUCAAACCUAUCGAGGUGCCAAGGCAAGGGCGCAUAGGCGAGAAGGCAGACGCCAAGGCAGGAUCAAGGCUUGGAGAUGUUUUGGGUCAUCUAUGGGCGAGGCCAGGCAUUAAAGGGGAUGACAACGAUGCUAAGCUAUUAGGCGGUGUCAUGGAAAGCGUUGGCGCCAUUAAGUGCCUGGGUAACACGGAGGAAGAAGGAGAGGUGUUGGGCGGGGCCCAUAUCACGAGUAGGGGUGACGUCAAAUGUCUUGGAACAAGCGGCGCCCAUGACGUAGAUGAGGGCGGCGACAUUUGCAGUGGAGGAAGACUAGGCAACACCCUGGGAGCCAGCAACGUGUUGGGCAGCACCAAAUGCAGGGCUCCAUGUCUAGGUGACGUCAGGGCUGGUCUGGCCACAUCUGGACGAUGCCUGGGCAUUUCUGGGCGGCGCCUGAGCUGGUCUAGCACGUCUAGACGACGUCAUGGUUUGGCAUGGAAUGGUAUAGGUGACACCAGGGAUGGCGCUGACGCUGGUGCUGGUGCUGAUGUAGACGCUGGGAUAUGA